AUGAGUGGAAAGGUUGCACCCGCCUACCGUCCGAAGGUUGUAGGCACUGCACUGUGAACCGCCGUAGGGGCUUCGUGAAUCCCACAACGGGACGGCAUACGAACGCCAUAGAGGCCAACUGGAGCAGAUUAAGGGGGAACCCUAAUAGCAAGCGAGCUCGCCGCAAGCCGGUGUACUUGGGGGGGAGGGGGUAGUGGGUCUGGAGCCUGCUCGCGGUUUGGAUUGGUUCCCGGGUCGGCUGCGUCGGCGUCGCCAAGGGCGCAACCGGCCGCGCAUAGUUGCACUUGAUUAUCGAUUGGCUUGGUGCCCGAUAGUCCUCUGCCUCUUGCCGGUGCCACUUUUUGCUCUCUCAUGCUGCACUGCACACGUCGUGUCUCGCUCUACGCUGACAAUGCCUACCCUAACUGUCUUUGUUUUUGUGUUCGCUUGUGUCUCCUUUUACGCACAGUUAUAUUUACUCCUGUUAGUAGGCCUUCAUACGACGUCAAGCCUACCUACUGCGAUUGCAGCCGUUACCUACUGACAAUGGGAAAGCUGGCGAUUGAGGAAAGCCUACAAACGCCAAUUGGAUAAGCUAACCAACGAGCGCGCAGACGAAGACUGGAAGGUGUGACUCUGUACUUCGUCCACAUUCUCUCCAUGCCUACCUACAGUGCUGUGGCCGUUACCGGCCGGUCAAAGAGGGAGCUGUCGUUUUAGGAUAGGCAACCAUCGACGAGUGGAGAAACUAACCAACGAAGGCGCAGACGGAAGACUGGAAGGUAUGACUCUGUACUUCGUCCACUUACUCUCCAUGCCUACCUACAGUGCCUGUGACCGUUACCGGCCGGUCAAAGAGGGAGCUGUCUAAUGAGGAGAGCCAACCACCGGCGAUUGGAGAAAAUAAACAGCGAACGCGCAUACGGAAGACUGGAAGAUAUGACUCUGUACUUCGUCCACUCACUCUCCGUGCUUACCGACAGUGCCUGUGGCCGCUACCGGCCGGUCUAAGAGGGAGCUGUCGUUUGAGGAGCGCCAACCAUCGACGAUUGGAGAAGCUAACCAACGAAGGCGCGGACGGAAGACUGGAAGGUAAGACUCUGUACUUCGUACACUUACUCUCCAUGCCUACCUACAGUACCUGUGGCCGUUACCGGCCGGUCAAAGAGGGAGCUGUCGAUUGAGGAGAGGCAACCAUCGACGAGUGGAGAAACUAACCAACAAAGGCGCAGACGGAAGACUGGAAGGUAAGACUCUGUACUUCAUCCACUUACUCUUCAUGCCUAACUACAGUACCUGUGGCCGUUACCGGCCUGUCAAAGAAGGAGCUGUCGUUUUAGGAGAGCCAACCGUCGACGAUUGGAGAAGCUAACCAACGAAGGCGCGGACGGAAGACUGGAAGGUAAGACUCUGUACUUCGUCCAGUUACUCUCCAUGCUUACCGACAGUGCCUGUGGCCGCUACCGGCCGGUCUAAGAGGGAGCUGUCGUUUGAGGAAAGCCAACUAUGGACGAUUGGAAAAACUAACCAACGAAGGCGCAGACGGAAGACUGCAAGGUAAGACUCUGUACUUCGUCCACUUACUCUCCAUGCCUACCUACAGUACCUGUGGCCGUUACCGGCCUGUCAAAGAAGGAGCUGUCUAAUGAGGAGAGCCAACCGUCGACGAUUGGAGAAGCUAACCAGCUAACGCGCAGACGGAAGACGGGAAAGAUAUGACUGUACUUCGUCCACUUACUCUCCAUGCCUACCUACAGUACCUGUGGCCGUUACCGGCCGGUGAAAGAAGGAGCUGUCGUUUUAGGAGAGCCAACCGUCGACGAUUGGAGAAGCUAACCAACGAAGGCGCGGACGGAAGACUGGAAGGUAAGACUCUGUACUUCGUCCAGUUACUCUCCAUGCUUACCGACAGUGCCUGUGGCCGCAACCGGCCGGUCUAAGAGGGAGCUGUCGUUUGAGGAGAGGCAACCAUGGACGAUAUGAGAAGUUAACCAGCUAACGCGCAGACGGAAGACGGAAAAGAUAUGACUGUACUUCGUCCACUUACUCUCCAUGCUUACCUACAGUGCCUGUGGCUGUUACCCGCCGGUCAAAGAGGGAGCUGUCGUUUGAGGAAAGCCAACUAUGGACGAUUGGAAAAACUAACCAACGAAGGCGCAGACGGAAGACUGGAAGGUAAGACUCUGUACUUCGUCCACUUACUCUCCAUGCCUACCUACAGUACCUGUGGCCGUUACCGGCCGGUCAAAGAGGGAGCUGUCUAAUGAGGAGAGCCAACCACCGGCGAUUGGAGAAACUAAACAGCGAACGCGCAUACGGAAGACUGGAAGAUAUGACUCUGUACUUCGUCCACUUACUCUCCAUGCUUACCGACAGUGCCUGUGGCUGUUACCGGCCGGUCUAAGAGGGAGCUGUCGUUUGAGGAGAGCCAACCAUCGACGAUUGGAGAAGCUAACCAACGAAGGCGCGGACGGUAGACUGGAAGGUAAGACACUGUACUUCGUCCACUUACUCUCCAUGCCUACCUACAUUACCUGUGGCCGUUACCGGCCGGUCAAAGAAGGAGCUGUCGUUUUAGGAGAGCCAACCGUCGACGAUUGGAGAAGCUAACCAACGAAGGCGCGGACGGAAGACUGGAAGGUAAGUCUCUGUACUUCGUCCAGUUACUCUCCAUGCUUACCGACAGUGCCUGUGGCCGCUACCGGCCGGUCUAAGAGGGAGCUGUCGUUUGAGGAGAGGCAACCAUGGACGAUAUGAGAAGUUAACCAGCUAACGCGCAGACGGAAGACGGAAAAGAUAUGACUGUACUUCGUCCACUUACUCUCCAUGCUUACCUACAGUGCCUGUGGCUGUUACCCGCCGGUCAAAGUGGGAGCUGUCGUUUGAGGAAAGCCAACUAUGGACGAUUGGAAAAACUAACCAACGAAGGCGCAGACGGAAGACUGGAAGGUAAGACUCCGUACUUCGUCCACUUACUCUCCAUGCCUACCUACAGUACCUGUGGCCGUUACCGGCCGGUCAAAGAAGGAGCUGUCGAUUGAGGAGAGGCAACCAUCGACGAGUGGAGAAACUAACCAACGAAGGCGCAUACGGAAGACUGGAAGAUAUGACUCUGUACUUCGUCCACUUACUCUCCAUGCCUACCUACAGUGCCUGUGGCUGUUACCGGCCGGUCAAAGAGGGAGCUGUCGAUUGAGGAGAGCCAACCACCGGCGAUUGGAGAAGCUAACCAACGAAGGCGCAGACGGAAGACUGGAAGGUAAGACUACGCACUUCGUCCACUUACUCUCCAUGCCUACCAACAGUGCCUGUGGCUGUUACCGGCCGGACGAUUGGAGAAGCUAA
Spirometra erinaceieuropaei is the source of this 3324-nucleotide messenger RNA. The record is from the annotation of a GenBank genome assembly. Lineage: Eukaryota; Metazoa; Platyhelminthes; Cestoda; Diphyllobothriidea; Diphyllobothriidae.